AUGGAUUUCAAAAAUCAGGACAGUAUCCUAGAUCUUUUCACUUGCUUAAGUUCGAAAUCUACGACUGUCAUGGUAAAAUUAUAUAAAGAUUGGAGAAAACUAUAUAUANGUGUUGAGCUAUUAUCCUUCCACCCCUGUGCUCAAGUUCCAGAGCAUGGUAACGAGAAGCAAACACUUAUGUUCUCACCACCAUUAGGAAAUUUCGUAUUGAUGCGUUAUCAGGCACUUUGUGGUAUGCGGCCUCCGAUCAAGGGUUUUUAUCAGCUUUCAAUGGUUUCAGAAAAUGAAGGUGCUUUUUUGUUUAGGUUACGGCUCAUGGAAGGUUAUAGAGCUCCUCUGUCGAUGGAUUUCUGCACAGUGACAAUACCUUUCCCUAGGAGAAGGGUGCUUUCUUUUGAAGGGACACCUUCUAUUGGAACAGUUUCAGUUGCUGAACACUUUGUUGAAUGGAAAAUUAUAACAACCGGUCGAGGAGUAUCUGGAAAGAGUGUUGAGGCAACAUUUCCAGGGACAGUAAAGUUUUCUCCAUGGCAACCUCAAAGAUUGCCUUCCUUAGGGGCAGUACUUGGGAAUAUGGAAGAUGAAGAGAGUGAUGCCGAAACAGAGUCGACGAAUAAUAUGGCGAAUGUGGAAGACUUUUUAAUGGAGAAAAUGAAUAAGGAUCUUCAAGCAGUUGAUUUGGAGGAGCCAUUUUGCUGGCAAGCAUACGAUUAUGCUAAAGUAAGUAUUCUGUAUAGCAACUUUAGUUGUAAUGUUUCCUCUUUCAUGGAUUAUUUUGAUGUGAGCUGUCCAGACAGCUAA
Molecule: messenger RNA, 801 nt
Organism: Nicotiana tabacum (common tobacco)
Lineage: Eukaryota; Viridiplantae; Streptophyta; Magnoliopsida; Solanales; Solanaceae
Source: RefSeq, a predicted model, not a curated record